Molecule: messenger RNA, 1143 nt
Organism: Porites evermanni
Lineage: Eukaryota; Metazoa; Cnidaria; Anthozoa; Scleractinia; Poritidae
Source: the annotation of a GenBank genome assembly
AUGAGGGACAGCAACCCAAAUGCUUUUGCAAGACAAGUACAUUUUGCUAAUGGCUUUCCUCCUAAAGGUCUUGUAAGAGACGUUUCACCAGGCACUAGGUCAUCUUAUCCUUCUCCAAAGGGGCAUUAUGUAAGCCUGGUAAGUAAAUAGCUAUUUACCCGUCGGUGCAAAUUGACAAUUAUAUCACUGUAAUUGGUACAGCAUAAAUACCUUGUGCUACCUUUUAGGAGCCUUUGAGUGUAUCCUUCCAAUAUGUUUAACAGGAACGAAUUAUUGCGCAAAUCAAUAGUCUGCUAUUAUUGAAGAUUGUUGGUGCUGUUGUUCUAGGAAUUUCUGGGUGGGGAUGUGCCGCUGGGACCCUUAACCUAUACCAGAGCUAGUUCAGCUGAAUUUUGCUACCCUAUACUAGAGUAAACUCCCCCAAUCCCCCCUAUCCUAGAGUAGCUGUUUUCCAGAAACUACUGAGGUCAUUAACACAGUCUAGCCAAAACAAAACCUUAUACCGCAAUCCCUAGUCUAGAUAAAAUCUUCAACCAACUGAUCAGUUUCCUGAAAAAUGAUACCCUAUUCUAGACCCAAACGCUCUGAUUUAUAUACCCUAUCCUAGAGUAAACUGCUUCAAAACCAUACUCUUAACAGUGGCACAUACCUAUAUAGCCCAUAUAUGGCAGUACCCCCCCCCAGGGUCCAACCAUCAAUGCCUGUGCCACACCUGCUCCCCCCAAGGCCUCCAAAGUACUUGAAAGAGCUAUGGCAAAUAAGACUUUCAGGUAAGAGGAGUGGCAUCCAUCUUGAUUGCAGCCUAAGGAUGGUGAUGGUGAUGAUUUUGUGGUGUUUAAUAGAUAAAUUCAGCGUCAGAUUACUGGUAUGUUGUACACGUAUCUCAAUACUCACUAAUAACAUUCUAUUGUUUUGUAGGAUGAGGUGUCACCCAGAAAGGGAAGGACACAUAGGGUAAUUCCACCCCUUGCUAAGGGGCGUGGUCAGUUUUGUAGUGUUAGAGACAGACCAGAGGAUGACAGAUAUGUGAGUUUAACAUUUGAUGCUGUGAUGUUUCAAAAAUACGUCCAUUACAAUAUUUUUUUAUUAUCUGUAGAAUGCACAGGUUGUGGAAAAUUCAAACUGCUGUUUCUAACAAUUUAA